Molecule: messenger RNA, 699 nt
Organism: Zymoseptoria tritici IPO323
Lineage: Eukaryota; Fungi; Ascomycota; Dothideomycetes; Mycosphaerellales; Mycosphaerellaceae
Gene: MgAXE2
Product: acetyl xylan Esterase/Acetylesterase
Exons: 5
Coding region: 1-699 (232 amino acids)
Molecular function (GO): hydrolase activity
Source: RefSeq, a predicted model, not a curated record
AUGUUCUUCUCCAAAUUCGUUUCCAUCGCGACGGUGUUGGUCGCCAGCGGGCAAGCUCUCCCAAGCUUGGAAGAUCGCCAGUCCGGCUGUCCGCCAAUCCACAUCUUCGGCGCGCGCGAGACGACAGCAUCGCCAGGCUUUGGAACCGCAGGCGUCUUCAUCAAUCUCAUCGUAGGCGCAUAUCCCUCGGCCACCACGGAGGCGAUCAACUAUCCAGCCACUGGUGGAGACUCUUAUGGCAGUUCAAUGAGGACUGGUGUGGCCAACAUCGCCAACCAGAUCAAUUCUUUCAACCAGAGAUGCCCUCAGGCAAAGCUCGUCGUCGUCGGGUAUUCGCAGGGCGCGCAAAUCUCCGACAAUGCCAUCUGCGGCGGCGGAGACCCGAAUCAAGGCCUCACUGACACCCGCGCCUUGUUGACCUCUGCUGCUGGCACGGCUGUCAAGGCCAUCAUCUUGGCCGGCAAUCCCCGGAACUCACCGGCUGAGAAGUCGGUGUUCGGAUACGGGAGCUGCAAUGCCCAAGGAUUCUCUCCUCGCCCUGCCGGUUUCUCUUGCAGCACCUUCGCUGCUCGCAUUAGAUCCUAUUGCGAUGCGGCUGAUCCAUACUGCUGCACUGGUAACGACGCCGCCGCCCACCAGGCCUAUGGCAGGAUCUACGGUCAGAAUGCGUUGGCCUUUGUCAAGAGCAAGCUUGGAUGA